This is a messenger RNA of Octodon degus (degu), 525 nucleotides long. It is a transcript of the gene Eef1e1, whose product is annotated as eukaryotic translation elongation factor 1 epsilon 1. The transcript is spliced from 4 exons. Gene Ontology annotation, biological process: positive regulation of DNA damage response, signal transduction by p53 class mediator. Gene Ontology annotation, cellular component: aminoacyl-tRNA synthetase multienzyme complex; cytoplasm; nucleus. NCBI's taxonomy places the organism in Eukaryota, Metazoa, Chordata, Mammalia, Rodentia, Octodontidae. The coding region runs from base 40 to 450 and encodes 136 amino acids. The record is from RefSeq and is a predicted model, not a curated record.
CGUGCGGCCCCGCCUUCUGUCAGGUGCUGGGGCCGGAAGAUGGCGGCGGCUGCCGAGUUGAAGCUGCUGGAGAAGUCGCUGGGGCUGAGUAAGGGUAAUAAGUACAGCGCUCAGGGCGAGCGACAGAUUCCAGUUCUUCAGACAAACAAUGGCCCAAGUUUAACAGGAUUGACAACAAUAGCAACUCAUCUAGUCAAGCAAGCCAACAAGGAACAUUUGCUGGGAAGCACAGCAGAAGAAAAGGCAAUGGUUCAGCAGUGGUUGGAGUACAGGGUCACACGAGUAGACGGACACUCUAAUAAGGAAAAUGCCCACACACUCCUGAAGGAUCUUAAUUCAUAUCUUGAAGAUAAAGUCUACCUUACAGGAUACAACCUUACCUUAGCAGACAUCCUAUUGUACUAUGGACUUCAUCGCUUUAUAGUUCAAUAUAUUUUAGUAGCUUUUUGACUUUAGAAUGGUGACGUGGCACAACUUCCCUCAUUUCAAAACGAAAAAGCCUCCAAGGUAAAGAGGAUUUGCUGC